CUUUUCGCAAGUGUAUGUUCGACUGGUGCUUUGCACUAUAUCCUAUCUCCAUUUGUUAGCGCCAUCUACCUUCACAGCAACAAAUCACCAUCACCGUCACAACAACAACAUACUACUACUCCCACUAAGAAGGGAUUGACACCCAACUCGAUUGUUACCCUCGAAACACGCGAUUUAUUGGCCCGUAAACGGAUGACAACUCUGGCUGUCCGAGACUUGGAACCAUCCCAUGGCUUAUUGCAAACAUGGCGAGUGAAUCCACAAAUUAUGAAGCAACAGUACGCACUAGAGCAACGACGCGGCACGCUACCAUCCAUCCGACAAACACGUUUUUGGUUGGAUAGACGCGGAGCAGGAGACCAGGAGGCAAUGGUCAGCAUGAUUCGGAUCAUCCAGGGAAACCAGCAAAACCAGCGUAUAGUAUAA
Messenger RNA from Zychaea mexicana, 426 nucleotides. RefSeq lists its product as uncharacterized. The annotation marks the transcript as partial. The record is from RefSeq and is a predicted model, not a curated record. Lineage: Eukaryota; Fungi; Mucoromycota; Mucoromycetes; Mucorales; Lichtheimiaceae. The transcript has a single exon.